AUGGAUGUAAAUUUUUUAAACAAAGUUUCUUUUAUGAAGGAAAAUAAGCAAGUAGUGAAACUGAGUGAUCUACCCCUAAAUCUUCCGCAAAAAAAUUUUGGAGCUAAAAUAACAAAGGGAAGAUUUGGAGAUGCGGUUCUACUGGAACUAGAGGAGAGUGUCACGUUCCUACCUCAAAGGGUUACAGAGUCAUACCGCCCGAACCUUCGACAUUUUAUCCCAGAAAAAUAUUCAAUUAUUUUCAAGGGGACAGUGGACGUCGGAAAAACGAAUCCCGCACUAUCGUUUCUAAUAGUAGAAAAUAAUCAAUCUUCAGAAGGAGGACAGCAGACGUAG
This is a messenger RNA of Psylliodes chrysocephalus, 336 nucleotides long. Lineage: Eukaryota; Metazoa; Arthropoda; Insecta; Coleoptera; Chrysomelidae. The record is from the annotation of a GenBank genome assembly.